AUGUCAGUUGAAGAUGAGAGAGAUCCUCUUCUUGCAGCCCUUGAAGAUGAUGAUGAGUCUUUGGGUGCUAAUACUACUGCAGAUGCCACUGCCCCAGUUGACCCAGAACGUGAAAAGGCUCUGGAUGGGUUCAAGCGUAAGCUAAAAGAACAUCGUGAAUGGGAUGCUAAGCUUAAAGAAAUGCGAUUGACCAUUAAGGAUCUUGACAAGGAAUAUGAAAAGACAGAAGAUGACCUCAAAGCAUUACAAAGUCUGGGUCAAAUCAUUGGUGAAGUCCUUAAGCAACUGGAUGAAGAGAGAUUCAUUGUCAAAUCUUCAAACGGCCCACGAUACAUUGUGGGAUGCCGCAAUAGCAUUAAAAAGGAAAGCCUCAAGCAAGGUGUACGGGUGGCGCUCGACAUGACAACGCUUACAAUAAUGCGUAUUCUUCCACGCGAAGUGGACCCACUGGUUUAUAACAUGACUACAUUUGAGCCUGGAAGUCUGACAUUUGGUGGCAUUGGUGGUCUCAAUGAACAAAUUCGUGAAUUGCGUGAAGUAAUUGAACUGCCGCUUAAAAACCCAGAACUGUUUCAGCGUGUAGGAAUCAACCCUCCAAAGGGUGUUUUGCUCUACGGCCCCCCUGGUACAGGUAAAACUUUGCUGGCAAAGGCUGUUGCUGCAACUAUUGGUGCCAACUUUAUCUUUUCACCUGCUUCGGCCAUUGUCGAUAAGUAUAUUGGUGAGUCUGCGCGUGUUAUUCGUGAAAUGUUUGGAUAUGCCAAAGAACAUGCACCCUGUAUCAUCUUUAUGGAUGAGGUCGAUGCCAUUGGUGGUCGCAGAUUUAGCGAAGGUACCUCUGCAGACCGUGAAAUUCAACGUACACUGAUGGAACUGUUGAACCAAAUGGAUGGAUUUGAUUACUUGGGACAGACAAAAGUCAUCAUGGCCACAAAUAGACCCGAUACGCUGGACCCUGCACUGCUACGUGCUGGACGUCUCGACCGCAAGAUUGAGAUUCCAUUGCCUAAUGAGAUUGGGCGCUUGGAGAUUUUCAAGAUCCAUUCGGCCAAUGUCCAGAAACAAGGUGAGUUUGACUACGAAGCACUCGUCAAGCUAAGUGAUGGUUUCAAUGGUGCAGAUAUCAGAAACGUGGUGACAGAAGCUGGGUUCUUUGCAAUUCGAGACGAUCGUGACUACAUUGUACAGAAUGACAUGAUGAAGGCUGUUCGCAAGGUGGCCGAAGCCAAGAAGCUUGAAGGCUUGGUAGAAGAACCGCUUAUCAUUAAGCGUACCAUCAAACCCUUGGACCAAUUGACCAACGAAGCCAGAAGUAGGAAAAUAGCUACCAGGAUCCGUGCAGUUGCUGUAUUUGUGGCAGCAGCUCUUGUCAUGGCUGCACGCGACCAUCCCUGGCCAGUCCUAGGUAUCGCUGGAACCGUGGCAUCGUAUGUGGUUGUUGCUGCGUGGGUAAACACUACAGCACGCGCUGCGGUGGGUGCAGUGACAUGGGCUGCCGGUUCAUCCACUUCGACUGUAUCAGUGUCCAAGGUAGGUAAUGGUAGUGGUAAUGGUAGUGGUCAUGGUAGUAGUCAUUCUCAUGGUCAUGGUUAUGGUCAUUCCCAUGAGCACGGUGUGCAAAGUUCCGAUAGUAGGGAUUGUGGUCACCAGCACAAUGGAUUCCGUGGAACAAUGGGCUCGGGACCAUCGCUCAUGUGCUUCUAUUGCUUAUUACGCAAUACACACGUGAGUGACGUUCGACACGCGUUAGGCCGUCGUCUUGUGCACGGACACACAGGACGUUUAUUUUCCGUGGUUUCUCAGGUUCAUGAACGUGUUCGGGUAUUUGCGCAAGGAUCAAGGAUGAUCCGCCCGGAAACAUUUGUGCUCAGCGUUUCGUGCUCAACUACUAAUGCACUAUUUGCACUUUCUUAUUUCAUGCGACAUUUGGACGAUGAUACUCCAGUCCUGGGUGAUGUGACUGCCUUUGAAAUCAAACUUUGGGCUUGCUUUGCAGCUUUGGUUACAUGUGUCAACUCUGUGCUUUACAUAGUCACCCUUUGGCCCACUCUUUGCUCAGAUCUCUGGGCUAUUUUUGGAUCAUCUUUCCACUCAAAUCUAUUAUCAUCAUCAUCAUCAUCAUUAUCAUACUCACCAAUCUAUACCCUUGGUUUUGGUGAAUGCAACUCUCCUAAUGAUUCUUUAAAAAAUUCCCCUGACCAAAAAUACCCUUCUCCACCUUGUCGUGAUACCAUUCCUGGCUCAUUUCCUGUAGUUAUUACCUCCUUUUUCUUAUCUCCAGAACCCCCCAGUAGUCCAUUAACUCCCACCCAAACCCAUUCUUGUUCACCUCGUUUGUCUUGUCCAAGUGUUUCCGUAAACAACCGAAAUAAUUUUGUUUAUGAUCGUGUAGCUCUGCGUGCACUUCGGUUCCAACAUGAUGCUCGCCGCGUCUCGUUCCCUGGAGUCCCCCAUUUUACCCCGUUUGCACGACUAGAAGAUAUCGGUUUAUACAUGGAUGUUAAGAUUCAAAAAUUCCCCAUGCAAAAGUUCCAUUCUGCAGCCCAGUUUGAUUCCUUUAUUGAGGAAAUUGUGGCCACCGUGAGUCCCAUUUUGGAUUUCAAGCAUGGUCAUGAGAAUCAUGACGGAUCAACAACAACAACAACAACAUUGUUUAACGAUAAAGAUAACACUGUUGAAGGAUAUGUCAUGGUGAACCCGACUAAAAAAGCAAACAAUUCAAUAAAAACCUUUUGCAAUGAUGACCCCUCCACUACAAAAUGCCAAAAAUGUCCCCACUGUCAUGCCCAAACAGACCUCGGCAUAAGCACCGACGACUACACUUCGGUCCGCGUGAUGUCGCCUGGUCUCGGCCUGCGCAACCACCACCACCACCACCACAACAACAACAACAACAACAACAAUCAGGCCUCUUUUUUUUCAACUGACCUGUCCUUGUCGCCACCUGUGGUCGAGGGUCUUGGGGUUGCAGGGCUUUUGGAUCGUGAGGAGAGUGUUUUGUUAACCAUUUGUUUGGCGCGGCUGCGUGCGGCUCUCCGUGGUGUGUGCUCAAACCUGGAGUCUGAAAAGAAAAAGAACAACAACAACACCGGCAAUAACAAUGAUGAGAAUCACAAGGAAGCCCUGCGUAGAAGACGUAUCUUGACGUGUCUUGGACUCAAGUGUGUGCUUUCGCGGGGGCGUUUAUUUGCAGCUUUUGCUGAGAGCCGUAAUGCUUCACUCAGCGUACUUCAUUUCUUUAUGGACCUACUUGCGUUUGGUGCUCCCGAAGCCAUUUAUUCAAGUCCCUCUGGAACUUUUGCUUCUUCCUCAGGUAAUUAUUGUGCGUGUGGUUUAUGUGAAGGCCAUCCUCAAGUUAAUGUUACACAAGUAGAACUCGACUCUGAAACUGGAUCCACAGACUCACCAGUCACACCGGAUACGCUCCGGAAUAAUGACACCAGUGUCCCGCCAUUUGUACCAUCUACAAAUGUCCAGCUUCUCAAACUAGUAUACGAUUUUUAUAUUUUACGGCUCCAUCAAACCCGCCGCGCUCAUUACCAAACCCUUUUGCGCAUCGUCCCUUGUGCAGUCUCUUCCUCCUCCACCUCCACCUCCACCUCCACUUCCACCUCCUACUUGUCGGGUUACUGCCCUACAAAUACUACCAUGACCACUUCUAAUAGCUACGAUGAACCAACGUAUCGAUAUAUUAUGCUUCUGCGCUCUAUGCUUGAUACAGUAUCUGCUGUGCUUUGUCUACAACUUCCUCAGGGUCCACGUGAUGCUGCUGUAGUAUUGCGAUUUGCCCAUAACAUUUGGAGCCAGGCCCAUUUGUCAAAGUCUGCCAAAAAUAGUUCUGUCUACAUGCUUUUUGUAGCCAUGGCUCUUGUCCACCGGCCAUUGCUUAAAAACUAUGCACUACUUGAAAACCAAUUUGUUGACAUUUGUGCGCGUGCACUGCAGUAUCGUGUGGCGGAUGUCCGACUCCAUGUGCGUCGCAACUAUUGGCUUGUGAGAACGGUACAUCCAGACUUGCAUGAAAAGAUUCAGCAUGCCAUUAAAGAGUCCAAUAAAAGAAGAGUAUAA
Magnusiomyces paraingens is the source of this 4068-nucleotide messenger RNA. RefSeq lists its product as uncharacterized. Gene Ontology annotation, molecular function: ATP binding; proteasome-activating activity; ATP hydrolysis activity. The record is from RefSeq and is a predicted model, not a curated record. Gene Ontology annotation, biological process: positive regulation of RNA polymerase II transcription preinitiation complex assembly. Lineage: Eukaryota; Fungi; Ascomycota; Dipodascomycetes; Dipodascales; Dipodascaceae. Gene Ontology annotation, cellular component: proteasome regulatory particle, base subcomplex; cytosolic proteasome complex. Bases 1 to 4068 code for a protein of 1355 amino acids. The transcript is spliced from 6 exons.